AUGUCACGGAACAACACCGAUCGUCAAUUAGAGGGCGAACAAGACUUCGCCAGCACGGUCAACGGGCCACCCGAUGCCGAAGUCGCAAGCAAACGGAACAAAGAUCUCGAGAUGCAAGAAGCGCUGGGACCGAAGGCGGAGAAUGUAGCGGCAUUCAAGGCUCUGGGAUGGCUCGACCGCUUCGUAGCCGUCUGGAUCCUGCUCGCGAUCAUGGUUGGCAUCCUGAUUGGGAACUUCGUCUCAGGCGCUGAAGAGAGUCUUCAGAAGAGCAAUUUAAUGGUGUCCCAAUUCCUAUUGACAACUAUCGGCUUGCUGGUCAUGAUGUAUCCGAUCCUGUGCAAAGUCCAGUAUGAAACGUUGCAUCUCGCGCUACGCGAGCAGCAGCUGUGGAUUCAGGUCGGCUUCAGCAUUUUCCUCAACUGGAUCAUCGCACCCCUGCUUAUGCUCGCCCUAUCUUGGGCAUUUCUUCCCGACGAAGAAGGGAUCCGUGAGGGACUUAUCCUUGUUGGCCUCGCACGUUGCAUUGCUAUGGUUCUCAUCUGGACUGGUAUCGCUGGCGGUGACAAUCAAUACUGCGCUAUCUUGGUUGCUAUCAACUCGGUCCUGCAGAUGGUGCUGUACGCGCCAUUAGCGAUCCUCUUCAUCAACAUUAUCAGCGGCUCCGAGCAGGCGAUCUCGGUCUCGUACUCGACCGUUGCGACCGGCGACGCAGUGUUUCUGGGCAUCCCGCUCGGUGCCGCGAUCAUCACGCGGUACACGCUUCGCUGGAUGACGAGUCCGAGCUGGUAUGACAACAAGUUCAUCAAGUACAUCGCACCUUGGUCGCUUAUAGCCCUCCUGUUCUCUAUCAUGGUUCUGUUCGCUAGCCAUGGCCACCAGGUAGUGCACCAAAUCGUUUCGGUUGUGCGCGUCGCAGCACCGCUAAUCGUAUACUUUAUCGUCAUCUUUGGCUUAACGCUGCUCGUUACGCACAAGCUAGGCUUCGGUUACAAGCUUUCUGCUAUGCAGAGCUUCACCGCGGCGAGUAACAACUUCGAGCUGGCUAUCACCGUUGCUGUCGCUUCUUACGGUGCAAACAGCGAUUAGGCACUUCCAGCAACCGUCGGGCCGCUAAUCGAAUUGCCUGUG
Baudoinia panamericana UAMH 10762 is the source of this 1128-nucleotide messenger RNA. RefSeq lists its product as uncharacterized. Bases 1 to 1086 code for a protein of 361 amino acids. Gene Ontology annotation, molecular function: antiporter activity; antimonite transmembrane transporter activity; arsenite transmembrane transporter activity. Gene Ontology annotation, cellular component: plasma membrane. Lineage: Eukaryota; Fungi; Ascomycota; Dothideomycetes; Mycosphaerellales; Teratosphaeriaceae. The record is from RefSeq and is a predicted model, not a curated record. Gene Ontology annotation, biological process: antimonite transmembrane transport; arsenite transport. The transcript is spliced from 3 exons.